Sinocyclocheilus rhinocerous is the source of this 2196-nucleotide messenger RNA. Its product is annotated as basic proline-rich protein-like. NCBI's taxonomy places the organism in Eukaryota, Metazoa, Chordata, Actinopteri, Cypriniformes, Cyprinidae. The coding region runs from base 1 to 2196 and encodes 731 amino acids. The record is from RefSeq and is a predicted model, not a curated record. The transcript has a single exon.
AUGGAGAGCGUUCUUCCAGUGAAGCUGUCGGUGUUGGCUCUGGUUCUGCUGGUGUUCAGUACGUGUGAGGCCCAACAGCCCCUCUUUCCACCUUUUAGGCCGCAUCCAAGACCUACAGUCAGGCCAGUUCCUAUCUUCACCACAGCCUCCACAACAAAGCCAACCUCAAGACCCACCACAAAAAGUCUGACCUACACCACAACCUCCGCCAAAACCUCUACUACAACCUCAACUUCCACCACAAUCCCUACUACAACCUCCACAGAAACAUCAACCACAAGCCCCACCACAACCUCCACUAAAACCGCGACCUCAAGUCCCAUUGCAAACUCUUUAACCUCAAGCUCCACCUUCUCCUCAACCACAAGACCCAGCACAAUCUCCACCUCAAGCCCCCCCACCACCUCCACCACAAGACCCAGCACAGCCCCCCCACCACAAGACCCAGCACAACCUCCACCUCAAGCCCCCCCACCACCUCCACCACAAGACCCAGAAGACCCAGCACCUCAAGCCCCCCCACCACCUCCACCACAAGACCCAGCACAACCUCCACCUCAAGCCCCCCCACCACCUCCACCACAAGACCCAGCACAACCUCCACCUCAAGCCCCCCCACCACCUCCACCACAAGACCCAGCACAACCUCCACCUCAAGCCCCCCCACCACCUCCACCACAAGACCCAGCACAACCUCCACCUCAAGCCCCCCCACCACCUCCACCACAAGACCCAGCACAACCUCCACCUCAAGCCCUCCCACCACCUCCACCACAAGACCCAGCACAACCUCCACCUCAAGCCCUCCCACCACCUCCACCACAAGACCCAGCACAACCUCCACCUCAAGCCCUCCCACCACCUCCACCACAAGACCCAGCACAACCUCCACCUCAAGCCCCCCCACCACCUCCACCACAAGACCCAGCACAACCUCCACCUCAAGCCCUCCCACCACCUCCACCACAAGACCCAGCACAACCUCCACCUCAAGCCCCCCCACCACCUCCACCACAAGACCCAGCACAACCUCCACCUCAAGCCCUCCCACCACCUCCACCACAAGACCCAGCACAACCUCCACCUCAAGCCCCCCCACCACCUCCACCACAAGACCCAGCACAACCUCCACCUCAAGCCCUCCCACCACCUCCACCACAAGACCCAGCACAACCUCCACCUCAAGCCCCCCCACCACCUCCACCACAAGACCCAGCACAACCUCCACCUCAAGCCCUCCCACCACCUCCACCACAAGACCCAGCACAACCUCCACCUCAAGCCCCCCCACCACCUCCACCACAAGACCCAGCACAACCUCCACCUCAAGCCCUCCCACCACCUCCACCACAAGACCCAGCACAACCUCCACCUCAAGCCCCCCCACCACCUCCACCACAAGACCCAGCACAACCUCCACCUCAAGCCCUCCCACCACCUCCACCACAAGACCCAGCACAACCUCCACCUCAAGCCCCCCCACCACCUCCACCACAAGACCCAGCACAACCUCCACCUCAAGCCCUCCCACCACCUCCACCACAAGACCCAGCACAACCUCCACCUCAAGCCCCCCCACCACCUCCACCACAAGACCCAGCACAACCUCCACCUCAAGCCCUCCCACCACCUCCACCACAAGACCCAGCACAACCUCCACCUCAAGCCCCCCCACCACCUCCACCACAAGACCCAGCACAACCUCCACCUCAAGCCCUCCCACCACCUCCACCACAAGACCCAGCACAACCUCCACCUCAAGCCCCCCCACCACCUCCACCACAAGACCCAGCACAACCUCCACCUCAAGCCCUCCCACCACCUCCACCACAAGACCCAGCACAACCUCCACCUCAAGCCCCCCCACCACCUCCACCACAAGACCCAGCACAACCUCCACCUCAAGCCCUCCCACCACCUCCACCACAAGACCCAGCACAACCUCCACCUCAAGCCCCCCCACCACCUCCACCACAAGACCCAGCACAACCUCCACCUCAAGCCCUCCCACCACCUCCACCACAAGACCCAGCACAACCUCCACCUCAAGCCCCCCCACCACCUCCACCACAAGACCCAGCACAACCUCCACCUCAAGCCCUCCCACCACCUCCACCACAAGACCCAGCACAACCUCCACCUCACAAACCCCCCCACAAACCUCCCCACAAACCUCACCCUAUCUUCCACGAUUAA